CAAAAACAGCAGACAAUAAAUAUUUAUCACCUGUCAAAUCAGUUAAUUGUCACAAUUAAAAAAACAAGAAUUUACAUAAUGUUGUGCUUUAAUAAUUAAACAACUUGUUCAAUAUAAUGUUAAAUAAGAAUAAUAAUAAAGGAUAAUGGUGAUUUAAAUGAAAACAUUUGAACCAACGAAAAAACUCCAAUCCUAACCUAAAUAUUUUGCAGUAUUUUUGGGUUUUUUUUUAAAAAUAAUUGAUAAAAAAAAACGCAAAAAAAUGGCAAGUUCUCAGGAAGUAUUAGAAGGUUUUUUAUGUCCAAUUUGUAUGACUGAUCUAAAUACUCCGCAGCAAUUGACAAAACAUUUUGAAGAAUUCCACAAUGAAGACACUGAAAUUUUAAAAUCUCUCAAAGAUCUCUUUGGCAAAGCAAAGAAAAAGAUUUUAAAACAAAACGAAUCAGCAGAAACUUAUAAUGGUCCAAUUUUGACAGAUAAUCAAAAAUUUAAACAAGAAAUUGAUUGGGGAGAACAAGAAAUUGGUUUUAUUACUGACCAUACACAAUAUUUUAAGGAAAUAAGGAACAUAAGAUUGGAAAGAUAUUCUUCUGAAACUAACAAACUACUCAUAAGAUUGGACAAAUUGUUAAACAAUUUACCCUCUGAUCCUAGUGACAGAAGAGCUCAUGAACGUGCAAUUGUUCCAUGGAUUGAUGAGAAAGAUGUAAAAUUAUGUCCAACUUGUGCUCGAAGUUUUCACAUGGCAAGACGAAAACAUCACUGUAGAUUGUGUGGUGCUAUAAUGUGUCACGAUUGCACUGCAUUUCUUUCAAUAAUAGAAGCUCGAAGAAUGACUAGUCCAGCUUCGAUACAAGACGAUUCUGCUCUAUCACCUGUGUCUCCGGAUAAAUCUAUAAGUGGACGUUUUGUACAAACGAGUCUUGGUUUAACGAAAUUAGUAAGAUCACCUUCUAGUUCAAGCUUAAAUAAUGUUUUGUCAUUAAUAAGCGAUUCCUCUAGUAAUGAACACAAUUUUCGAUUAUGUGAACAUUGUAACAAUCUUCUUGAUGCACGAGAAAAGCUAAAGGCAAGACAAUUCGACAAGCCUAUUAUUUAUCCACUUUAUGAGAAAAUGCGAACCUACAUGACAGAAGCAAAACGUCAUAUUGAAAUGUAUAAUAAAAUGUGGCAAUCAUUAAGUGAAGGUGAAACAACUUAUGAAUUACGUGAUGCACAAGUUUUACGAAUGAAAAUAGCAAAAAUUGGAGAGAAUAUAGACUUGAUUAGUAAAAAAAUGUUGGUUAUGGGUUUAAACGAUAAUAAUGAUGCACAACAACAACAGGAACGAAGACUUCGUGAAAUGGUUCGAACGUCAACUGUGAUUUUUGUCAAGGAUCAAUUAGUUGGCAUGCCAAGUUUACCAUCAGAAGAUGAGUAUGCUGAAUUAAAGGAAAAGAGACAGCAAAGAAUCGAUUCUAGAAUUGCGUAUGAGUUACAAUUAGAAAUUGAAAAAGAACAAAGACAAAAGCGUAAAGAUUUACAAAAGGAUGUUUGGAAUUCUCAAACUGAUUCUCCCAAGACAAAUCAGUUAAUUAUGGAUAAAUCGAAAGGUUGGGGACCUUCAGGUGCUGCGAUAAUGAUUUCGUCAAAUAAAGCAAAUAUGGAUCCAAUUAUAGAACAAAUGAGUAAUUUAAAAGCUUAUAUAAAGCAAGCAAGAGAUGAUUGUAAAUAUGAUGAAGUUGCAACGUUAGAAAGUAAUUUAAAAGAACUUCAAAGCGCUUAUUUCGAUAUGCAACAAAAAAGCAAUGACACCUAGUCAUUUAAAAGUCAACAUUUAUUUACUAGUUUUAUUAAAAUAUGUAUAUCUAAUAUAGUAUAAUAUAAUUUAGAUUAUACAAAAUUGAAUAUAAAUUUUAUAUAUUACAAACAUUUAUAGUUUCAAAAAGAGGAUUUAUAAAGUAUGUAUACAAAAUUAUUGAUUUACUAGUUAUUCGACUGAAUAUAAAAAGAAUUUGUCAAUUUAAAAAAAAAAAUUUUAUUCUAAAAAUUGUAAUUUUUAAAUUUAUCGAAAUCGUAAACGGACUGUGCCCUUUGAGUACAUAAGUACCUAUAUAAUAAGAUGCAAUACAUGAAUUAAAAAUAUUUUUAAA
Messenger RNA from Leptopilina boulardi, 2132 nucleotides. It is a transcript of the gene Rbsn-5, whose product is annotated as rabenosyn-5. The transcript is spliced from 7 exons. The coding region runs from base 263 to 1798 and encodes 511 amino acids. Gene Ontology annotation, molecular function: metal ion binding. Lineage: Eukaryota; Metazoa; Arthropoda; Insecta; Hymenoptera; Figitidae. The record is from RefSeq and is a predicted model, not a curated record.